Messenger RNA from Grosmannia clavigera kw1407, 3321 nucleotides. Its product is annotated as leucyl-tRNA synthetase. The coding region runs from base 1 to 3321 and encodes 1106 amino acids. The transcript has 9 exons. Gene Ontology annotation, molecular function: leucine-tRNA ligase activity; ATP binding; aminoacyl-tRNA deacylase activity. The record is from RefSeq and is a predicted model, not a curated record. Gene Ontology annotation, biological process: leucyl-tRNA aminoacylation. Lineage: Eukaryota; Fungi; Ascomycota; Sordariomycetes; Ophiostomatales; Ophiostomataceae.
AUGGACGGACAAGACGCUGCCGUGGGCUCUGAGCGCACGCUGAAACUGGAGAACACUGAGAAACGUGACACCCUGAUUGCCGACGAACGCCGCUUCCAGGAUGAGUGGGAAAAGGCAAAGCUCUUUGAGCAAGAGGCACCUCUGCCCUCUGAGCCCCAGCCGGAGAAAUUGUUCACUACCAUGGCGUAUCCGUACAUGAACGGCAGUCUGCACGCUGGCCACUGCUUCACCUUUUCCAAGGUGGAGUUCAUGACCGGUUUCGCUCGCAUGGAGGGACGCAGGGCUCUGCUGCCACAAGGCUUCCACUGCACAGGCAUGCCGAUCAAGGCUGCCGCUGACAAGCUGAAGAGAGAGGUGGAACUAUUUGGUCAGAACUUUGAGAAUGCCGAUGUCGAGGAGGUUCUGGCUUUGCGUCCGGCCCCAACUGCUGAGGCGACCGCAAAGACCGAUCUGGGCAAGUUUGGCAGCAACAAGAGCAAAGCGACGGCCAAGACAGGCAAAGCCAAGUAUCAAUUCCAGAUCAUGAUGUCUCUCGGAUUUCAACCGGAGGAGAUACACAAGUUCACCGACCCGGAGCAUUGGCUGCAGGUGUUCCCUCAGCGGUGCGAGACUGAUCUUCGGCGGAUGGGUGCUCGCGUAGACUGGCGUCGCUCGUUUGUCACCACUCCGGCCAACGCGUUCUACGACUCGUUUGUCCGCUGGCAGAUGAACCGCUUGAAGGAACUUGGCAAGAUCAAAUUCGGCAAGCGCUACACUGUGUACAGCCCCAAGGACGGCCAGGCAUGUCUAGACCACGACCGCAGCUCUGGAGAGGGCAUCACGGUUCAGGAAUAUGUCGCUCUGAAGAUGAAAGCUGUUGAGUGGUCGGAGAAGGCCAAAUUGGUCAUUGGCGACAAGCUCCCAGCUGAUGCAGACGUCUAUUUCAUCCCGGCCACGCUGCGCCCAGAGACCAUGUACGGCCAGAUCUGCUGCUUUGUCGGCCCGACAAUUGCCUACGGAAUCUUCAAGGGCUCUAAGAUGGACGGCAAGGACGAGCACUUCCUGUGCACAGAGCGUGCCGCCCGCAACAUGGCAUACCAGAAGAUACUUCCGUGGGGCGAGUUCGAGGCCGAAGUUCAGCUUCUGGGCUCCGACGUCAUCGGCACUGUGGUUACUGCCCCGCUCUCAGUGUACGAAAAGGUGCGCAUUCUGCCUAUGCAGACGCUGAAGCCAACUAAGGGCACCGGUGUUGUCGCCUGUGUCCCGUCCGACAGCCCUGACGACUAUGCCACGGUGACGGAGCUGCGGAAGAAGCCUGAAUACUAUGGCAUUGAGCCACAGUGGCUAGAAAACGAGAUCUUGCCCAUAAUCCAGACACCGUCGUCAAACAUGAUUGCCAAGGAGCUGGUCGAGAAGCUCAAGAUCAACUCUCCAAAGGACACAAAGCUUCUGGAGCAAGCUAAGGAGCAGGCAUAUAAAGAGGGCUUCUACCAAGGUACUAUGUUGAUGGGGGAGCACAAAGGCAAGCCCGUCCAGGAUGCCAAGCCCUUGAUCCGCAAACAGCUCUUGGAUGCGGACGAGGCAUUCAACUACGCCGAGCCUGACGGCGAGGUCAUUUCUCGUUCGGCCGACGUUUGUGUUGCCGCCUAUCUGGAUCAGUGGUACCUGAACUACGGCACGACCGAGAACGGUGGCGAUGGGGCUUGGUGCGAGCAGGUCCUGGAAGCGCUGGAGGACGGCACUACCAACUGCUUCUACCCGGAGGCAAAGCAUGCGUUUGAGCAGACACUGAACUGGCUGGGACACUGGGCUUGCAGCCGUUCGUAUGGACUGGGCACCAAGCUACCCUGGGACCAGUCUCAGCUGGUCGAGAGCUUGAGCGACAGCACCGUCUAUAUGGCCUACUACACUGUUGCUCUCUACUUGCACGGAGACAUUUUUGGCAAGACGCCUGGAAAGUCGUCAAAGCCUAUCGCACCAGAGCAGAUGACGGAUGAGGUAUGGGACUACAUCUUCUGCCGGACUGACGCUGUUGAUUCCGACAUUCCCAAGCAGGAUCUGGAAGCCAUGCGGAGAGAAUUCGAAUACUUUUACCCGCUGGAUGCUCGGAUUUCUGGAAAGGACUUGAUCAACAACCAUCUCACCUUCUGCAUGUACCACCACGCCGCUCUUUUCCCCAAGAAGUACUGGCCUCGUGGAAUCCGCGUUAACGGACAUCUACUAGUCAACGGACAGAAGAUGAGCAAGAGCACUGGCAACUUCUUGACGCUGCGUGAGUCCACGGAGAAGUUUGGUGCCGACGCAACACGCAUUGCUCUGGCCGAUGCUGGCGACGGUAUCGAAGACGCCAACUUUGAAGAGACGGUAGCCAAUGCGACUAUUCUGCGGCUUUACGAGCUGCGGAAGUGGGCGCAGGAGACGCUGGCUGGCGAGUCUCUGCGCAAGGGCGAGCUGGGUCUCUUUGAUAAAAUGUUUGAGAAUGAGCUGAAUUCGCUCGUCCUCGAGACCAAGAAGCACUACCAAGGAACGCUGUACAAGCUCGCCUUGAAGAGUGGGUUCUACGACUUUGUCACCUCGCGUGACUGGUACCGGGACAUCACCAAGGCGUCUGGCGACGGCAUGCACUACGACCUUGUGAAGCGGUACAUCGAGCUGCAGGCACUUCUGCUCACGCCAAUUGCACCUCACUUCAGCGAAUAUCUGUGGCGCGAUGUUUUGAAGCAUUCCGACAGCAUCCAGAAUGCGCUGUAUCCUGAGGUCCCGGCGCCUAACCCGAGUUUGUCAGCUGCGCGCAACUACAUCCGCAGUACCACGUCGAGCAUCACGGCCGCAGAGGGCCUGCAAGCCAAGAAGCUUGCCAAGGGCAAGGCCGUUUCUUUUGACCCUAAGAAGCCUAAGAACCUGACCAUUUUCGUCGCGGACAAGUUCCCAGAGUGGCAGGACAAGUGCAUCGGGCUCGUGAAGCAGGUUCUGGAGACGAAGGGCAGCUUUGACGUCAAGGCAGUGACCAGCCAGCUGGACAAGUCGGAGCUGAAGCGGUCUAUGCCGUUCAUUCAGGGCUUGAAGAAGCGUAUCGACAGCGGCGAAGAUGCCGAGCAGGUGUUCAACCGCAAGCUGUCGUUUGACGAGCUGGCCACGCUGGAGGCCAUGAUUCCUGGGCUGAAGCAGACGGUGGUCAAGCUGUCGUCGGUAAGCCUCGUGUCUAUCCUGCCGGGUGCAACAACAGGAAAGGUGUAUAUGAACAGCGACGGAAAAAAGGACGGUGCAAUUUUGGAUGCCUUGCCGCCUCCGGCCGCUUCAGCAACGCCGGGUAACCCCAGCUUUUUCUUCGAGAAUGCGUAA